GAUCGAAUUAAUAAUAUUGAGAAUGAUACUAAAAUAGUAAAAACAUCAAGAACAAAAUCUCGAAGAAAAAAAUAAAAAAUAUAUUUGAUAUUAAAUCUCCUCUAUUUAUUCAUAUUAAAAUUGGAUCGAAACAUAUAACGUUAAAUAAUCUUUUAAAAAAAAGACUUUAAAAAAAGAAAAAAAUUGAAAAAUUGAAUUUGAAAAAAAAAUAAAAAGGAAUACGUAGCAACAUAAGGCGCUACUGUCGUUCUUUACUAAUAUAUUUCUUUUCAUAUGAAACUUCCGCUUCCGAAAACUUGAGACUAAGUCAUUGAAUUAUACGGAAGAAUGGCAAAGUCUAAAAAUCAUACUAAUCAUAAUCAAAAUCGUAAAGCUCACCGUAAUGGUAUCAAAAAACCAAAACGUUAUAGGCAUGAAUCUACACUUGGUAUGGAUCUCAAAUUCUUAAGAAAUCAACGUUUUGCCAAAAAACAUAAUUUAAAACCCAAAGAACAAUUAAAAAGGGCAGAGAAACGUAAAGCUCUUCGUGAAGCUAAAAAAUAAUUUUUUUUUAAUAUCAAUGAUUUUAUUGUAAUAAAAAUUUAAAAAAU
Apis florea (little honeybee) is the source of this 590-nucleotide messenger RNA. It is a transcript of the gene RpL29, whose product is annotated as ribosomal protein L29. Gene Ontology annotation, cellular component: ribosome; cytosolic large ribosomal subunit. The record is from RefSeq and is a predicted model, not a curated record. NCBI's taxonomy places the organism in Eukaryota, Metazoa, Arthropoda, Insecta, Hymenoptera, Apidae. Gene Ontology annotation, biological process: cytoplasmic translation. Gene Ontology annotation, molecular function: structural constituent of ribosome.